Aspergillus ochraceoroseus IBT 24754 is the source of this 1614-nucleotide messenger RNA. RefSeq lists its product as uncharacterized. Bases 1 to 1614 code for a protein of 537 amino acids. NCBI's taxonomy places the organism in Eukaryota, Fungi, Ascomycota, Eurotiomycetes, Eurotiales, Aspergillaceae. The transcript has 5 exons. Gene Ontology annotation, molecular function: transmembrane transporter activity. Gene Ontology annotation, biological process: transmembrane transport. The record is from RefSeq and is a predicted model, not a curated record.
AUGCCUUCAUUUGCCUCUGCUAUAACCCUCAGGUGCUUGUCUCGACCGGACCUCGAUGGAUCUAGCCAGGAUUCGACCGCACCCUCAGUAACCGGGAUAGAAAAGGGACCGUUUGGCGCAACGGAAACCGCACUGCCCUCGUCGGGUCCUCAUUCAGAGUCUUUGCCAUGGGAGAAGGACCGUCGAAACCCAGGUAACUGGUCAAAUCUUAGGAAGAGUUGGAUCUUCUUGAUCCUGAUGCUGGACAUCCUGAACAGCUGUUUGGGAAGCUCUGUGCACAGUAAUGCGGUUGGUUUCAUUGCGAAGGAAUUCCAUGUCACCUCUCAAGCACAGAAGGUUCUGCCUAUGUCGGUUUACUUGAUCGGAUAUGCCUUUGGCCCCAUUUUAUGGGCUCCCAUGAGCGAACAAAUCGGCCGUCGAAACAUCGUCCUGGCGACCUUUGUCGUGUUUUCCAUCUUCACCAUGGCAUGCGCGUUAUCACCCAACUGGCCUGGGUUCUUAAUCUUUCGGCUCCUGACCGGGGCGUUUGCUAGUGCGCCGAUUGCCGUCGUGACUGGCAUUCUAGCCGACAUGUAUCAGAAUCACCGAAGCAGAGGUCGGGCCGUGGCUCUAUAUAUGGUUGUAAGUGUGAUCUUAAUCCUCGGCCUACGCGGAGAAUCGAAUCGAAUCGAAAAGCGACGAACUAAGACCGCAAAUCUCAACCAGAUAACUGCAUUUGGACCACUGAUCGGGCCGAUUCUAUCUGGGUUCGCGUCCCCAACACUUGGCUGGAGGUGGUCUUGGUGGAUUUCACUAAUGGUAGCCGGUGCAACCCUCGUCCCAUUGCUCAGUCUGCCAGAAACACACCGCGGAGUCCUCCUGAAGCGGUAUAAAAUCCAUGUCGACCAAGGAUCUCUGCCGCCGCAACGCAUGGAAGGCCGUGGAUUCAUGAACAGCCCGAAACUGCGCCCUAUCUACAUGCUCCUCUUCGAACCCAUCGUCACCGCGUCCUCGUUGUAUCUCGCCCUGGUCUACAGCAUCUUCUACAUGUCGUUUCAGUCCUUCCCGAUCAUCUUCCAGGGCGUCUAUGAAAUGUCACUAGGGAUCUCCAGUCUAACCUACAUCCCCAUCGGGAUCGGGUCCCUUAUCUUCCUGCCCAUUUUCUGGCUAUACGAUGACUACUUCAUCGUCCCCCGCCAGAAUUCAGGCAAGCCGCUGAAGGAAGAAUAUCUCCGGCUGCCGUUGGCUUGUCUUGGAGGCCCGCUUUUCGCAGCCUCUCUUUUCUGGCUUGGGUGGUCCGCUCGCAAGGAUGUGUCCUUCGUGGCGCCCAUGUUGGCGGGCAUUCCCUUUGGCUUCGGGUUUAUCUGCAUCUUCAUUGCUCUCAUGAACUACAUGACGGAUGCCUAUAAGACAUACGCCGCGUCCGCGAAUGCCGCAUCUAGCUGCUCUCGCAGUCUGUGUGCCACGGUUCUUCCGUUCGCCACACAUCCAUUAUUUGACCAUCUCGGGGUCGCGGGAGCCUGUAGUCUCCUGGGGGGGCUAAGUGUUGUGAUGUGUGUGAUUCCGUUCGUGUUCAUAUGGAAGGGGGAUCAAAUCCGGGCCAAAUCUCACUUUUGCAACAUGUUGAAGCAAUAG